AUGCUAAUAAAGAAAAAAAAUAAUCAACUCGAAAAUUUAACUCGUCUAAAUUUUAAAAAGGAUUAUUUUUUUGACACUCAAUGUUCAUUUCAACUUUAUGACAUUAGUUUAAUAAUAACAAAUCGUGAUACAAUCACUAGUUCGAUCAGUACCGGAACAACAACAGCAUUGAAUAUUCCUACGGAUCUUCAUCAUCAUCCUCAAUAUAACGUAUCACGACAUAAUACUAACACACCAGUUUUCAAUCUUGGCAGUUCAAUUAAACCUGGUUACACUGGUGGUCAAUUAUAUUGUGCUAAUAAUAAUAGUCAAUUAAAGAGUACAACAUUACCAGUGAAUUAUUCAACUUCGUCUUUUUCAAUUGGCAAUGGUGAGAUUGGACAACAAUCAACAAAUAGAAUAUUAUUCAAUAAAUCCAAAGGUGUUACAUUGAAUGAUCAUUCUCAUUAUCAUCAAUUCAAUGUUAAUAAUGAAACGAAACUGUUGAACGGUAAUUUACGAAAAAACAAACCAGAAGAUACUCAAUCAACUACCAUUGAUUCAAUGCGAAUUUAUUCAUCAACAUCCGAUCAUUUUAAUGCAUCAAUACAUACUAAUAAUAAUAAUAAUAAAUUGAUUGAAAUUAAACACAACAGUGGUGGUAGUAGUAGUACUGAAACAGCCAUUUCCAAUGGUCAUUCAUCAUCAUCAUAUUUACAACAAUAUAAUCUGAUAGAUUCAAUUAAUAGUAAAGAUUUUGAUAUUGAUCGUCGUCUGAUUGGAUCCAGUCCAAGUCAUCCUAGUGUUCUGUUAACAUCAUCAUCACCAAGUUCUAUAUUUCAUAAACGAUCACCACCUAUACCUCAACUGAUAUCAUAUGAAAAACUCAAAGAAUAUAAAGGGAUUUAUCCCAAAGGAAUUGAUCGUAACGCUGUAGAGACACAUUUGUCCGAUGAAGAAUUUCAACAAGUAUUUGCUUUAUCUCGAACAGCAUUUUAUCGCCUUCCUGAAUGGAAACGUAAUGAUUUAAAACGUAGAGUUCAACUUUUCUAA
Molecule: messenger RNA, 1032 nt
Organism: Schistosoma turkestanicum
Lineage: Eukaryota; Metazoa; Platyhelminthes; Trematoda; Strigeidida; Schistosomatidae
Source: the annotation of a GenBank genome assembly